Drosophila mauritiana is the source of this 1137-nucleotide messenger RNA. RefSeq names its product DNA-directed RNA polymerase II subunit RPB9 (gene RpII15). The transcript has 2 exons. Gene Ontology annotation, biological process: transcription initiation at RNA polymerase II promoter; transcription-coupled nucleotide-excision repair; maintenance of transcriptional fidelity during transcription elongation by RNA polymerase II. Bases 100 to 489 code for a protein of 129 amino acids. Gene Ontology annotation, molecular function: DNA-directed RNA polymerase activity; zinc ion binding; nucleic acid binding. Gene Ontology annotation, cellular component: RNA polymerase II, core complex. The record is from RefSeq and is a predicted model, not a curated record. Lineage: Eukaryota; Metazoa; Arthropoda; Insecta; Diptera; Drosophilidae.
GUUAAUGUGGUAUAUCUACUCCUUCAUCUUGGUAUAUUUAAGCCGCCUUGCCACGGUCACACUUUCGCCAAUUGCAAAGAUAAAAAGCCAAUAGCCGCCAUGACGACAGCCUUUGAUGCCGCACACACGGAGGGGCCGGGAUUCGUGGGCAUUCGGUUCUGCCAGGAGUGCAACAACAUGCUGUACCCCAAGGAGGACAAGGAGAACAAGAUUCUGCUGUACGCCUGCCGGAAUUGCGAUUACAAGCAGGAGGCGGACUCCAACUGCAUCUACGUGAACAAAAUUAUGCACGAGAUCGACGAGCUGACCCACAUUGUGCCCGACGUGAUCUCCGAUCCCACGUUGCCGCGCACCGAAGACCACGCUUGCCCCAAGUGCUCCCAUCGCGAGGCGGUCUUCUUCCAGGCGCAAACCCGUCGCGCCGAAGAGGAGAUGCGACUGUACUACGUGUGCACCAACCAGAACUGCACCCACCGAUGGACGGAGUAGAAUCUGACGACCCAUCCGCAUCUAAUUGUAGCCCUUAGUAAUCGAAGGCACUUUGCAAUCGCACAUUUGGAAUUCCCCCAUGGCUAUGCCGCAAAAACAUCCCACGUGCAGCUCCAUUCUCGAUUGCCGCCUAAUGAAAUAACAUUCGCACUGAAAAAAAUGCAUGUGCUCCGCAUGACUUUGAAUCAGUUGCAAGACCUUCGAUUUGGUUUGUAUAAAUGUUUAAAGAGCUUAGUCUUUAAAAUAAAUAUAUAAGUUCAUUGCGACGAAGCUUUUGUAUCAUCUAACUAUAUGUUGUCAAAACUAUAAUUAAACUAUAAUUUAAUCAAAGAUCAAAUGUUCAAAUGCAGUUGAGAAAACAACGAAAGUGUUCCGGGUUUAUAAUAAAGUUUAGCCGGUUAAGCUGCAUAUUUAGGCAACAUAAGCUGGAAAACCAGAUUUCAUAGUUAUGAACUUGUAUUCAAAUUUCUACUAUCUAUAUUUUAAUGUGUACUAUAACUUUCAAUGUGUGAAUCGCAACGAAUCUCGCCGAGGCAUGUGCGAAUUCCACGGUUCGCGGCCCGGUGACAAUUCUUCACAUUUAUCAUUGUUCUGCUCCAAUCGAAGCUGACAACAAACAAACUAAAUAAAAAAAAGAACCGAAAGCGA